Messenger RNA from Formica exsecta, 1789 nucleotides. It is a transcript of the gene TTLL15, whose product is annotated as tubulin polyglutamylase TTLL7. Gene Ontology annotation, biological process: protein modification process. The record is from RefSeq and is a predicted model, not a curated record. The coding region runs from base 225 to 1745 and encodes 506 amino acids. Lineage: Eukaryota; Metazoa; Arthropoda; Insecta; Hymenoptera; Formicidae. The transcript has 4 exons.
AAUUAUGAAUGUCAUAAUCCGCGAUGUAGAUUACAGUCAUGCAAAGAGAAACCGGUUUUCUUCUUAACAACUGGGAGACGGUCCCAUCCCACGUGGAUAGGCCGUCGAUGAAGCGGGGAUAAGUUACAACGGUACUUUCACAUGACGCUUUUCGUUGCUCAAAAGUAAACUCACUGCAGACUGUUAGUUGAGUUAACUCUAGUCACGUUUAAAUCAAAAUUACUAUGUCAGACGACAAGAGGUACGAUAGAAAAGAGAACGAAAAGAAAACUCCAUACAUUAUAAGAAGACAAAUCAUGAGUUUGAAGAUGAAGACAGUUCUAAAGAUUAUUUUAUCUUCUGUAGCGGGCCCGUUGAUCUUUUACGGUAUAUCUUUUAUUUAUCAAACAUACUCAAAGCAUCUAUUUGAAAGACCAAUGACAAUAAACGAGAAUCAACCCAAAUUCUGGAUCUACGCCAAAAGCAACGAUACCGGUUACUUGAAGCAUGUAUACGCGGUACUCCAACGACUCGGUUUUCAAGAGAGCAAAAAUGAGUCUGACUGGGAUCUAUUGUGGGCCCAUGAUUAUCCGUUUCGCGUGCUGUCCGCGAAAUUAGGUAGACUGCGGGAACAUCAGCGAAUCAACCAUUUCCCUGGUUGUGGCUACAUCACGAACAAGGUGGAUCUGUCGACGUCGCGCGGCGGGCGAUAUAUACCAGCGGCGUUCAAGAUACCUGAGGACCAACAAGCCUUCCUCGACUAUGCCAAGUCAAAUCCCGCGAAGCUGUUCGUACAGAAAUCGAACGAUCAUCGGGGCAUUCGCAUUCGCGGCAACAAUGACGCGAACUUCACCGAUGGCACGUUCGUUCAAGAAUUCAUCGAGCGACCGUUCCUCGUGGAUGGCUACAAGUUCGACAUUGGCGUGUACGUUGUCAUCACGUCCGUAGAUCCGCUGCGACUAUACGUCUACAAGGGCGACGUGCUGUUUCGCUUCUGUCCGGUGAUAUAUUAUCCUUUCGAUCCAGAAGUUCUAGACAAGUACGUGGUUGGCGACGAUUAUCUACCGAUUUGGAACGUGCCAUCUUUGAAGAGAUACUACACUGAGUUCGGGUUCUCGAUGAAAGAUACGUUCGACGCGUACGUCAGAGAGCGCGGAAAGAAUCCGACCGAAAUGUGGGAGCGAGUGUAUGAUGCUACCCGGGAAGUCGUGUUGAUGAAGGAGAUGCAAAUAAGAGAAGUUUCUAGGCGCUUCGGCAAUGGCAGGAAUUUCUUCGAGCUCGUGAGAUUCGAUCUGGCUCUCGACGAGGACCUGAAUGUCUAUAUGAUGGAGGCGAACAUGUCGCCGAAUCUGUCUUCCGCGCAUUAUCCACCAAAUCAAUUGCUCUACGAGCAAGUCAUAUUCAAUACGUUUGCGCUGAUCGGUAUCGGCAAGAGGAUCAGAAGAGGAUCCUUGAAGACUAGAAAUAAAGCAGAGGAAGAAAUGGAGGUAGCAAACAAAAACAUUGUGGUGCUACCAGAGCUCUGCAAGGAAUGCAAGGAUUGCUUUCGCAUAGAGUGCCAGUUGUGUAGGCCUUGUUAUACACUGGAAACAAAAUUUAUUUUGUCGCAGAGUUAUCUUGAACAUCAGAAUCAGAUGGAUUUUCAACGAAUCUUCCCGCCUCCGAUUACAAAGGAUAUGGUGUUACAAAACUAUACACUGAGAAACCAAUUACUCAUCAGAUGGUACCAAGGAAAAUGCGAAUUGGAUAAGACAUGGUGCAGUUGACAUCAUAUGAUAUAGUUAGAAGUCUAUCUUGUAAGUAUUACAUG